AUGAAGGUGAAGGUGAUUUCUGUCCUGGAGGACAACUACAUGUACCUGGUCAUCGAGGAGAGCACCCGGGACGCCGUCGCGGUGGACGCAGCCGUCCCCAAAAGGUUGCUGGAAAUCAUCAGGAAGGAAGAUGUGGUGCUCAGAGCGAUCCUCACCACCCACCACCACUGGGACCACGCGAGGGGCAACGAGGAGCUGGCGAGGCUCUGCCCUGGCCUGCGGGUGUACGGCGCUGAUGAGCGGAUCGGGGCCCUGACGCACAAGGUGACCCACAACCAGGAGCUGACGUUUGGGGCCAUCCGGGUGAGGUGCCUCUUCACCCCCUGCCACACCUCGGGCCACAUGUGCUACUUCAUGUGGGAGGACGGCUCCCCGGAUGCUCCGGCUCUGUUCUCAGGUGACACCCUGUUUGUGGGAGGCUGCGGGAAGUUCUUUGAGGGGACGGCGGAACAGAUGUACACCAACCUCACCCAGAUCCUGGGGGCUUUGCCGAAGGAGACGAAGGUGUUCUGUGGCCACGAAUGCACCGUCCGAAACCUCAAGUUUGCCUUGAAAGUGGAACCGGAGAAUGAAAUAGUGAAGAAGAAACUCGCGUGGGCCAAACAGCGGGAUGACGAGGACUUGCCCACGGUGCCCUCCACGCUGCAGGAGGAGUUCCUCUACAACCCCUUCCUGCGGGUCACGGAGGAGCCCUUGCAGAAGUUCACGGGCAAGACGGACCCAGUGGAGGUGCUGAGGACCCUCCGCACCGAGAAGGAUAACUUCAAGAAGCCCAAGGAGCGGCCCAAUCCCCAGGCCAUGCUCGCGUUUGAUUGGGGACUUUUCAGCCCCUUCCUCGAGAAGAAGUGA
Messenger RNA from Nipponia nippon (crested ibis), 849 nucleotides. Its product is annotated as hydroxyacylglutathione hydrolase like. Gene Ontology annotation, molecular function: hydroxyacylglutathione hydrolase activity. The record is from RefSeq and is a predicted model, not a curated record. Lineage: Eukaryota; Metazoa; Chordata; Aves; Pelecaniformes; Threskiornithidae.